This is a messenger RNA of Caenorhabditis remanei, 372 nucleotides long. RefSeq lists its product as uncharacterized. The transcript is spliced from 2 exons. The record is from RefSeq and is a predicted model, not a curated record. Bases 1 to 372 code for a protein of 123 amino acids. Lineage: Eukaryota; Metazoa; Nematoda; Chromadorea; Rhabditida; Rhabditidae.
AUGACGGAAGUUGGAAAUCGCAAAUACGAUCUCACGCUUCAGUGCAUUGUUUUUAACUCUUAUCUUCCUUCCGGCUCGUUCGCCCUGACCACUAUCCUUCUAUGGGACACCGGACUAGUCGAUAUCUCGGAUGAAUGUAUACGAACUGGAAAACGAGUCAAGGAUCAAGCUAUGGCCGAGCUCAUUUUCUACAUGAAAAAUCACAAAAAAAUCGAGGAACCUGGAAUUCGAAUUGCAUCAAUUGUAAACUUCCUGCCCGCUGUGUAUAAGAGUGCCAGGAGGAUUCAAGAUGAUGUGGAAGUGACACGAGUAUUCAAUAUCUAUACAGCGACAGAAGAGUUUUGUGAAUUGAUAAGCGGGAAUUUUUGUUAA